CUUGACUUGACUUCCCUUCGCUCGUCAUUCCAACUUCCGUCAUCUUCCAACCUCCCUUUUUUGUUCCCUUGCGCAUCGUGCAUUCACCACACGCAGAUCGUGUUUUCGUUUCUUCGCUCCGCACCCAAUUCCCAGUCCGGAUACGCACAAGAGGCUUCGCCAGGUCGAACCGCCUCACGUGCUGGGCGUCCGCGUGCCCUCCACCACCAAACCCCCCGUCGAGGCGCAACUCCCAGAUCCGAAACUACGACGACGAGAAAUGCCCGCCCGAUAACACGCCUCGCCUCAGCCAAAACCGAUAUCCUCGCCCGCCGCUCUUCCGCCUCGCACACACACACACACACGACUGAAUGGCGCGUCGUCGCAGACCCCCGCGGGCCGGCGCCCUGACGGAGCUGCCGCCGCUCAAGAUCGCCGGCCAGAUCGCCGCGCUGCAGGCGCUGUACUACGCCGCGUCGCUGGUGCUGUUCCUGUUCACCGCGCUGGUGGCCGGCUCCGGGUUCAGCUUCCGCCUGGUGUUUGGCUGGGAGGCGGUGCGCGGCGAUACCACGGCCGGCUGGAUGACGGCGUUUGUGUGGAUGUUGGAUGGAGGGUUGUGCAUGGCCGUCGCUCUCGUCGUCCUCAUCUCCCGCAGCAAGCUCGUCCCCGACUUCGCCAUCACCAUCCACUUCCUGCACCUCGUCAUCACGUCCUUGUACACCGGCCGCAUCCCGCGCCACGCCAUGUGGUGGGCCACCAUGCUGGCCUCGGCCGCCCUCUCCGCCGGCCUCGGCAUCUGGGGCUGCCAGUACCGCGAGUUGCAGCCCGUCUUCUUCGGCGGCCGCCGCAUCCUCGGCGCCACGCCCACGGCCGCGACCCAGCCGGACGGUGGCGAGGGCGCCGGCAACGACGACGUCGAGGGCGAUGAGGAAAUGGGCUUCUCCCGGGGCCGUGGCAGGGGGAGGGGCCGGGACGGCGCCGGAGAGUACGAGAUGGCUCAGAUGGAGCCCACGAGGUGAAUGGUUACGGCUUCAUUUGUCAAAGGAUAGAAUAUUGGGGCUUCCCACGCGUUGGAAUAGCGUGCAUUGCCGGGCGUUUGGGCGCUGUGUCUUGUACUGGCCCAUCUUUACCCCCUCGCGAGCUACGGCCUGCCAAGUAAGGGAUUUAGAGGGCACGGGAAAGGCAGCACUUGUUGUAAUAGAAUACAUGUCAUCAUUAUAGCGUGAAAGGAGGAUUCGAAUCAGUCUUCAUUGUAACAAAAAAGAGCAUCUUGAGAC
This is a messenger RNA of Ilyonectria robusta, 1256 nucleotides long. RefSeq names its product integral membrane protein S linking to the trans Golgi network-domain-containing protein. The record is from RefSeq and is a predicted model, not a curated record. The coding region runs from base 351 to 998 and encodes 215 amino acids. Gene Ontology annotation, biological process: protein localization to Golgi apparatus; Golgi to plasma membrane protein transport; Golgi to endosome transport. Gene Ontology annotation, cellular component: Golgi membrane; trans-Golgi network. NCBI's taxonomy places the organism in Eukaryota, Fungi, Ascomycota, Sordariomycetes, Hypocreales, Nectriaceae. The transcript has 2 exons.